Messenger RNA from Pseudogymnoascus verrucosus, 2195 nucleotides. RefSeq lists its product as uncharacterized. Gene Ontology annotation, cellular component: plasma membrane. The transcript has 2 exons. The record is from RefSeq and is a predicted model, not a curated record. NCBI's taxonomy places the organism in Eukaryota, Fungi, Ascomycota, Leotiomycetes, Thelebolales, Thelebolaceae. Bases 442 to 1446 code for a protein of 334 amino acids.
CGUCAAGUUCCGAUCCCUUGAUCACGUGAAACGGAAACGUAAAAAGCCGCUGAUGUAAGCAGCUCCUUCUUACGAAUCCCAAACGUCUGGACCCCAAAUCCCAGUAAGAGCAUAAAAGCUCCGACGUCAAGUUUAGUGCUGACUGGGCAUACUUGGGGGAUAGCUUCUUCAUUUCCUAUUACGGCAAUAUGUGGUCCCUCUGUAAGUUACUUCUCCAUAAACUUGCUCAAUAGCUUUGUAAGUAUGCCAUUUUCAUUAUGUACCUGACUUGCUGUACCACCGAGCCGCCCCACUGCGGGAGCCAUCAGGCACGCAAUCGAGGCCUUGAAUUACAAAUGUGCCACAGGCGCUAUCUCUUUUCUUUAUACGCUAUACACACUCCCCGACGCGUCUCAAUACUUUCUUUCCUUCCACCUUGACAAGACAACAAUCGCACGCUCAAUGGCUUCUCAAACCCUCUCAACCGCCACCUCUGGCCUCCUCUUCGGCGCCGCUCUUUCCGCAGCCGGCGUCGCCUCCCCAUCCAUCAUCAUCUCCCAGCUCCGCCUCGAGAACUUCCACAUGCUUGAGGUCUUCCUGACAGCCACAGCGGGCAGCGCUCUUAUAAUCCACCUCACCAAGCGCGCCGCCCUCGCCCCUUGCCCGCCCCGCUCCCCCGCUGCCUGGGGCUACUUCCCAUACGAUGGCAACAUCGCCGGCUGCCUCCUCCUUGGGGCCGGCAUGGCUCUCACCGGCUCUUGCCCAGGCACCGUCCUCGUCCAGGUCGGGAUGGGCCUGCGCUCUGGCUUCGCUGUGCUCGCCGGCUCGCUGGUCGGGGGUGCCUUGUUUGUUGGAUACUCUGCGGGUUUCCGUCGCGCCACACCGGCGGCUGCGAAGGGCGAGGAGAAGCCGAAGCUGACGUUCGCUCAACGCUGCGGUGUUGCGCACUUUCCGGCCGUGCUGGUAUAUCAGGCCAUCUGUUUGUCCGUCGUCGGUGCGGCAUUGCGCUACCUGCCUGAUGAGCAGGGCAAGCUACUCAACCCCCUUAUUGGCGGCUCGUUGAUGGCUCUGGCUCAAUUGGCGUCGCUUCUUUUGACAACGAACACCCUCGGUGUGUCCUCCGCGUACGAAUCGUUCGGAAAACUCUUCUGGCGCGCUGUCACGCCCUCUUCGUCCCCGUGGCCGUCCGUCUCACCCCUCGUCUUUGCAGCGGGCGUGGCAGGUGGCAGCGCGGCAUUCUGGCGCCUCUCGGGUACUUUCCCCGCCAAAGGAGUCGAGGUGGGAGAUGCAGCAGCAGUGGUGGGUGGUGUACUGAUGGCAAUUGGGUCGAGGGUGGCUGGGGGGUGUACGAGCGGACAUGGCAUUAGUGGGAUGGCUGGGCUGAGCGUGGCGAGUUUCGUCAGCGUGGUUGCAAUGUUUGGGGGUGGCAUUGCGGUGGCUCUUGGUGGGAAGUUUUUGGGAUUCUAGAGUGGACAGCGGUGCAUGGGGUGGCGUUCAGGGCAUGGACGGAUACCCUCUACUUGUGGUGAUGAUACCCCCCGUUUCCGUAGCUAUUAAUUGGCUGUGUGGUGGCUAGCUGGGAUUGACAGCAGUCAAGAAAUUAUACCCGAAUCUGAUAUCCGAUCUGAGACAUGGACUGUGUUUACCUGAUAAUUGGAUAGUCUCUGCUAUGGUGGUGGGAGAGAACGAUAAUCACACACAUAAUUUCCAAUUGCAGAUAUCCGAGUCAGAGCUCGUUAAAGCUUGAGGUUGAUAUAUCCGCGUCGUUGACUUUUCCGCAAAGGGGGGGUUGGCGGAGGAAUGUAUGUCCCUUGGCAAGGACGGGUUCCACUUCAAUGUCUUGAAAAUGACCAAAAGUCUCUCACCCUCGCGGCGCAUACGAGUCUAGACGCAGAGGCGGGGCGCUGUCAUAUAAUUGGACUAAACUUUAAACCCUGGCAUUCACGACCUAAUAUUGACAACGUUGCAUGGAUUUGGAUCUCGCCAAGGACCUAGUGCUGUUGAGAUCUCCCCAUGUUGGAAUCUGAUAUAUUUUCAUGCAUGGUGAACAGGAUUUAUGGGUGUCCUACCCCAUAUCGCGAUUCGGAAUGUCUCCGGCCCUUUUUAACCUCGAUUGGCUUGUCAGUAACUAGCUCACUUCCAUAGUUAGUUGGCAAGCAGCAGGCACUGAGACAGUCUCAUACUGACUUCAAAAUCUAAGACUUUGUAACGGCCCG